AUGAUCCUGAGGGACUUGUUACAUUCCGACACGUUGGCGGAUACACUACCGGCAGGUUUGUUACGUUUGCUGAAGAUUUUGUUCCUUCCGUCAGGAUUGAAUCUGCGAAACUUGGUGUGGCAUGGAUUUAUUGCUCCUUGCGAGUUCCCGAAGUGCUUUGGGUGCCUUACACUGCUGCUCACUAUGGCAUUGCCGAGUGUAAUAAAUGGAGAAGACGGCGGGUGUCAGCAAGAUCUUGUCACAAUACUUCGCGAGGAAACUCCAGCUGUGAGAGAAGAAGUGGUGAGUAGAUGGUCCCGUGCUCCAUUUAUUCCUCUUGGGAGGUCGAAUCUACUACGACGAGGUGUAGAGAUGUUAGUGGAACGAGGAGACGAGCUCUACUUCCUUUUUGCAGUCUUUCCUGUGCUGGAGCAUGCUCUGCGGCUCGAAUUUCUUCGGAAAAACCAAGAGCGUGCUGGACUGUCGAGUGCUUAUGGCUUGGCGCAGAUUGACGCGUACUAUUCCACGUUAGAUGGCUUCGGUCAGAAGGAUAAGCACCAAGUAUUGCUACAUCCAGCUGUGCUUCGAGAUGCUGACAAAAGUGACGGAAAGUCUGGUGACGAGACGGAUAAAGCACAAUCAGCGACCAACGCUCUGUAUGAAAUGCUACCGUUUGCCUCGCUUACAGUGCUUCUGGAUCUGUUUAUGAUGCCCACUGGACCAAAUCUUCGUGCUAAACUUUGUCACGGGGAAGCAAAUUUGUCGAGUCUUCUGUGCAUUUCAAAAGCUAAAAGAAGUUCUUCCUUUAGUGCCAUCACUACCAGUUCAUUUCACCCGUUCUACCGCUUGCACCGGGCUCUAAGUGCAUCACACAGCGCGGCAUCCGAGUUCGCGGCUUUCCGGUCACUUUGGACAUCAUAUCAUCUGGAAGAAAAAGCUGGUCGAAUCACGGAGUUCGUUGCAGCAUUAUCUUGCCAUUCAGCUCUUAAGAAGAAGAAAUCCUUUGCACUGCUAAUCGGACAGCUCAAUUGUCAAUUAAAUGACGUUGCAGCUCGAAUUCGCCGCGAUUUCAAGCGGAAUCACUGUUCAAAGUCAACGGCUCGUCCACCUAGCAAAUUUAUUCAACGGCAUCUACUGGCGUUGGGCGAUCAAGACGGACUCAGCGUGGCUUCGUGUAUGAUGGAAAUCAUCGCGUGCUGUCAGCGAUCACUGAAGUCAUUCCGCUCUCGCAUUGAGCAAUUGCAGCGACUUGUGGCGGAAGGAAAGGCACGUACAAACCACAGGCGUUCGUUGCUCACCGGUGUCUUCUUCCUCCCUGUGUUUGAGCGAAUGCAGCUAGUGAGUCUGAGCAUUGUGGAGCAUCAACUCGUCCACUUGCACGACGGCAAACUCUUGCAGUGCAUCACGUCGUUUGAAGGCUGCAUAGGCAGCAGUGAGACUUCGCAAAAAAGCGGUGAACAGGCUGUCGACCGAGCGCUACAGUUCUUGAACGCGAAAGCUGUCAAGAUAGCGUUCCCAUCUACAAUUAUAACGUGA
Phytophthora infestans T30-4 is the source of this 1515-nucleotide messenger RNA. RefSeq lists its product as uncharacterized. Lineage: Eukaryota; Oomycota; Peronosporomycetes; Peronosporales; Peronosporaceae. The record is from RefSeq and is a predicted model, not a curated record. The coding region runs from base 1 to 1515 and encodes 504 amino acids. The transcript is spliced from 6 exons.